Messenger RNA from Rotaria sordida, 276 nucleotides. Lineage: Eukaryota; Metazoa; Rotifera; Eurotatoria; Philodinida; Philodinidae. The record is from the annotation of a GenBank genome assembly.
AUGCGACAAAACCAUUUAUGCAUUUGUACAGAACAAUUACAUACUUUGACUGUGAUUUGUUUCAUCUUGUUUGUUUAUUAUUUUCGUCAAAGUUAUCAGAAUAAUAAUAUUGCUUAUAAUAUUCCUGAUCCAGAAUGUACCGAUGUUUUUAAUCUUUGUACUGAUGUUGAUAAAGAACAACUUGGUUGUCAAAUUAUUCGUGUAAUACAAGAACAAAUGGAUGAUGAUAAAGAUGGAUUAAUUCGAUCAUCUGAAAGUACUCAUAUGAGUUUUUAG